AUGGAACACAACUCCCAUACCUCCAUGACUGAAAAGACCAUGAAUCUGGUGCACAUGUCGCCCAGACAGACGACGGGUACGACUGUCGACGAAUACUCAGGAGAAUCGGUCAAUUUACUGCCCUAUUCGUCUGGUGAAAAACCGUCAGUAGUUAGACGGUUCGUGGAUUCUUUUAAGCCAUAUGAUUAUUCCCAGCUACCUAUUCAGUAUUUCACCUCCCAUUCUGCGGUAGACUACAUCAACUCCAAUCCACUGGAAUUUCAACCGGAAAUGCACCCAAAUCAUCCUGAUUUCGAUUACUCCAAAUUGAGUGAACUUGAAAGAAAUGCUAUUGUCACGUCGCUGCUGCCUCUUUCUAAGCAACUCAAAUCAAGACACUUGCAAAUGAUUGCGUUGGGCGGAUCCAUAGGAACUGGUUUGUUCGUUGGAGUGGGUUCGUCGCUACUGGCCGCUGGACCUUUUGGUCUACUUAUCGUAUGGCUUUUCAUAGCGCUGGUUAUCUUUGUUACGAUGUCGUCAUUGGCAGAGUUGGCGGUAGCAUUUCCAAUCUCAGGAGCCUUUAUUACAUUCAACUCUCUCUUCAUCGAUUCGCUGUGGGGGUUUGCCAUGGCAUGGAACUAUGCCCUUCAGUGGUUAGUCACCCUUCCCUUGGAGCUCGUAGCAGCAUCCAUGACGAUUCAAUACUGGAAUAGCCACGUCCUGCCGGCAGUCUUCGUUGCUAUCUUCUGGGUAUUAAUCUGCAUAAUUAAUCUCUUUGGAGUGAAGGGCUACGGUGAGGCAGAAUCAGUAUUCAGUAUCAUCAAAAUUGUGGCCGUUGUGGGUUUCAUUAUCCUUUCUAUCAUUAUCAUUUCGGGUGGUGCACCUCCUGAACACCGUUAUAUAGGAGGAUCGAAUUGGCAUGGCCCAGAUGGAGGAAUGUUCAAUUCAAGUGAACCUUUCAAGAACAUGUGUUCCACAAUAUUCACCGCAGCAUUUUCGUUUGCAGGUGUGGAGUUAUUUGGCUUAGCAUCGUGUGAAACAGCAAACCCCAAGGCUUCCAUUCCUAAAGCCAUGAAACAAGUGUUCUGGAGAGUUCUCAUUUUCUACAUUGGCUCUAUCAUCAUGAUUGGGCUCUUGGUUCCCUAUAAGCUGUCACAACUUUUGGGAAAUAAUACCAAAGCAGCAAUUGCUGGCGUCGACAUUAAUGUAUCACCGUUUGUUAUCGCCAUUCAAUCAGCAAAGAUCCCAGCGCUUCCUUCUAUCAUGAACGCUGUUAUCAUCAUCACAGUUUUGUCUGUUGGUAAUUCGAGUGUCUACGGUUCAUCCCGUACUCUUGCCGCAUUGGGUGCGUUGAGACAGGGUCCAAAAAUCUUGAAUUACAUCGACCGCCGAGGAAGACCUCUUGUUGCACUCGCAGUCCAAUUUGCUAUUGGGUUAUUAUGUUUCUUGGUACUUCUUCCCGGUAAGAAUGGAACAGCAGAUGCUUUCAGUUGGAUGCUUUCCCUACUGGGAUUGUGUUCUAUUUUCACGUGGUGGUCUAUCUGCCUUUGCCAUCUCCGAUUCCGAGCAGCAUUACGAGCAAGGGCUCGUGUGGCAGAAGAAGAAUUGGUAUAUACCACCAAUAUCUGGGGUUCAUGGUAUGGACUUAUUACUCUUGCGAUAAUCUUGGGAUUACAAUUUUGGGCUGCUCUUUUUCCGACUGGGAACGGUGGUAAGGCCGAUGUGAAAGGAUUCUUUCAAAUCUACCUCGGUGGACCAGUAGUUUUUGUCUGUUAUGCGCUCCACAAGAUCUAUGCAUACUUUUAUAAGGGGGUACCCUUGACGAAAUUUUAUUACGACGCCAAAGAAAUCGAUGUUGAUACUGGCAGACGUGAGAUCGAUCUUGAAAUCGUAAAACAAGAAAUUGCAGAGAUGAGAGAGCAGGCGAGAAACCGUCCAUGGAUUUACAGACUUUAUAAUGUAUUUUGUUAA
Messenger RNA from Meyerozyma guilliermondii ATCC 6260, 1950 nucleotides. It is a transcript of the gene AAP1, whose product is annotated as Aap1p. Gene Ontology annotation, cellular component: membrane. Lineage: Eukaryota; Fungi; Ascomycota; Pichiomycetes; Serinales; Debaryomycetaceae. The coding region runs from base 1 to 1950 and encodes 649 amino acids. Gene Ontology annotation, biological process: amino acid transmembrane transport. Gene Ontology annotation, molecular function: amino acid transmembrane transporter activity. The transcript has a single exon. The record is from RefSeq and is a predicted model, not a curated record.